AUGCAUUUCAAAACUUCUUUCUUACUCAUCAUUUCCUUAAUCUUCAAUCUCGGAAUUACCACAGCAGCCCCUGUUGUCGCUGCUGAACCAGCGUCAGCUCAAGUUCCGGUUGUUUUUGCUGUCGAAAAUGAAUUUGACGCGCAGUUACAAGCUGCAGAAGCACAUAAUUUGCAAGCGGCUGCUGUGAAUGAAGAGGAAAUUGCUGCAGCAAAUGAUGCAGAGCACGCUGUAGAAUAUCGUUCCCUGUUAAUUUAUAAUUAG
Ambispora leptoticha is the source of this 261-nucleotide messenger RNA. NCBI's taxonomy places the organism in Eukaryota, Fungi, Glomeromycota, Glomeromycetes, Archaeosporales, Ambisporaceae. The record is from the annotation of a GenBank genome assembly.